Messenger RNA from Colletotrichum graminicola M1.001, 1362 nucleotides. Its product is annotated as Sulfide:quinone oxidoreductase/flavo-binding protein. NCBI's taxonomy places the organism in Eukaryota, Fungi, Ascomycota, Sordariomycetes, Glomerellales, Glomerellaceae. Gene Ontology annotation, cellular component: mitochondrion. The record is from RefSeq and is a predicted model, not a curated record. The transcript has a single exon. Bases 1 to 1362 code for a protein of 453 amino acids. Gene Ontology annotation, molecular function: FAD binding; sulfide:quinone oxidoreductase activity.
AUGAUUUCGACCCGUAAUGCAUUGGCAACUCGCUAUGCGAAGCUUGCAAGCCUUGUGGAACGAAGGGCUUCAAACCUCCAAACGUUUGCGACAAUGGCUCCUUUGACCUCUGUGGCUCAAAAUCAUAGGGUCGUUGUCAUUGGUGGCGGUAGUGCCGGCUUGGCUAUCAGCCAUCAAUUGCUACGGACAGGCCAAUUUUCCCAGGACAGCAUCGCUAUCGUCGACCCUGCGGCAUGGCACCACUACCAGCCUGGAUGGACCCUUGUAGGCGGCGGUCUCAAAUCGAAACAAGAGUUGCGAAGACCGAUGGAUGGCUUGAUCGACCCCAAGGUCAAGUUUUACCAACAAGCUGUUAGUACCUUCUCCCCGAAAGAGAACAGUGUCAAGUUGGAAAGCGGCGACGAACUCUUUUACGAACAACUUGUCGUCGCUCCGGGUAUCAACGUCGACUACGGUAGCAUCAAAGGACUACCAGAGGCCUUGGCGAAUCCAAACUCUCUUAUUUCUUCCAUCUACGGCUAUGAUACCUGCGACAAAGUUUUUGGUACUUUUCAAAAGUUUCAGACAGGCAAUGCCAUCUUCACCCAGCCAGCAGGCGCCAUCAAGUGCGCUGGCGCACCUCAAAAGGUUAUGUGGCUUGCAUUGCAUUACUGGAAGCGUAUGGGUUUAUAUAACCCUAGCAACACUGCAGGUUCGCCGAUCAAGAUCAGCUUCGCCACGGGAAUCCCGGCUAUGUUCGGCGUGCCCAAGUACAGCGCCAAGCUGGAAGAACUGAGGAAGGAAAGAGGCGUCGAGGGACUUUUCCAGCACGAUCUCGUCGCUGUCGAAGGCAACACGGCGACCUUUGCAUGUCCUGAGACGAAAGAUACCGUCACCAGAAAGUUCGAUCUAAUGCACGUUGUUCCCAAAAUGGGACCCCACGCAUUCGUCAAAAAUAGCCCCCUUGCUGACGCAGCCGGUUUUGUUGAUGUUGACCCAGCAACAACUCGCCACAUCAAGUACCACAAUGUCUGGUCAUCGGGUGAUGCGUCUAGUUUGCCCACCUCAAAAACUGCUGCAGCAAUCACUGCGCAGGCGCCAAUUUUGGUCAACAACUUGUUACGAUCGCUGGACGGAAAGGAACCCGAGGCAAGGUACGAUGGCUACACCUCAUGCCCACUUACAACCGAGUACGGCAAGGUCUUGCUUGCCGAGUUCAAGUACGGUGGAGUGCCUAAGGAAACAUUUGGAGACCUGAUCGGUUUUGACCAGGCAGUUCCUCGCCGUACUUUUUACCACCUGAAGAAAGACUUUUUCCCGUGGGUUUACUACAACUCUAUGGUGAAGGGUACUUGGGGCGGCCCUAGGGGCUGGAUGAACUAG